CAGCUGUUGCUUCCUAUUCUUCCAUCACUGUGCGUGAGAGAACCAUGGAAGAAAUGCCACCUUCUUCCUCAACAAUCGACCACCACCCGCCACCUAGACCACCAAAUCCCACUACCAUUCGAACCCCCUCACCUUCCUCUUCAACCUCUUGUCAUCACCAGGCCAUGGAGUUGACGAAAACAGCCCCAAUCAGUACCCAAAACCACGCUACCAAUCACCAUUUUCGCCAUAUUUCCACUGCCGUCAGCCACCGUUUCGAUUGCAGACCACCACCACUCCCCUCCUCUCAACCAAGCGCAUCCAGUACCACCAUGGGUCACUUGCAAUUUUGUCCAGAAUCGAGAGAGCUUGUGAAAGCAGUCCGAAUUAACAAUUGGUUGGUUCAUAUCGAGGUUUAUUGAAAAACUACAGCAAGACAUUCCCGGUGAAUUGGUUAAGAAACAGUUAGAGGGGCUAUGUGUUGUCUAUUACUUAAUCACCUUUACAAGCACUAGGGUGAUUUCAUUGCUACAAGCUACAUAGCUCAAAAGCAAGCUUGCUAAUGAUCAGCUCAGAGCCUUGUAUUCUUUUACUAUAUUUUUUUUGAAUCAAGCAAUUUCUUUAUUUACUCUUUUACUGGAUGCCUGUAAAUUGAAAAUUACCUAGUUUGGAUUUGGAUGAACUAUAAAUUUUGUUAUAUUUGUGUUUUGGUAAAAUAUUUUGAUUCAAUAUUACAUUGAUUGACA
Olea europaea var. sylvestris is the source of this 725-nucleotide messenger RNA. RefSeq names its product rho GTPase-activating protein gacII-like. The coding region runs from base 45 to 401 and encodes 118 amino acids. The record is from RefSeq and is a predicted model, not a curated record. NCBI's taxonomy places the organism in Eukaryota, Viridiplantae, Streptophyta, Magnoliopsida, Lamiales, Oleaceae. The transcript is spliced from 3 exons.